UCCUGGCGCUACGUCUAAGUUAGCCGCUUGUUGAAGCUGGAAAACGGUUGCAUUCGCGUAUAACAGAGAAAUAUUUGAGCUGUCAAAGUAACGAUGUGUUCCGUUGAGUAUUUGCGAGAGUUUGUUAGCGAGAGACUAACGGCUGCUGCUGAAGAGAUAUUCGGCGUCUUUGUUAAAACGAUGGUCCAGAAUGAGGCCGAGAUCAGUCAGCGCAGACUGCAGGAUAUCACUGUGAAGUUCCCCAAAAUAAAGUUACACAGAAUCGACCUCCCACAACAACUUGUCAUUAAUAAUAAAGAUGAGGCUCUUAUAGAGCAGCAGCAGCACUGUAACCAGGAAAGGAACUCCAGAUUGGUCCAGGAGGAAGCAGAGCCUCUCCUGAUAAAAGAGGAGCAAGAGGAAGACUGUUCCAUGGACACCAGAGACCAGCAAGGAACUAAACAUGUAGAAAUGGGAUCAACCACCAAUGAGGAGCUGAAGCCAAAGAAGAAAUGUCACAGAACCAAAAAUUACAAUGUGGACAUCUCUCCCAUGUCAGGGAGUCACUGUAACAUGGACACAGACCAGCUCCAGCAAUAUGUCUGCAAGGAGGAGGUUCUCGAGGACUUGUACCUCUUUAACCUGGAGAACUCUGGUCUGGAUCAACAGGACGUUGGAUCGGCUAAGAUUAAGGAAGAAUGGACGGAACUUUGCACAAGUCAGGAGAGACAGGAGCUUGUAAUUGACCAGGAAACCAGUCCAUUAACAGUAAUUUAUGAGGAAAAAAACUACUGCCAGCCGAAACCAAGCAGUCACCUGCUCCUCUCUCACAACUCUCUACAUCAAAAAAGAACAUCCACAGAUGACAAACCAUAUUCUUGCAACACUUGUGGGAAAAGAUUUAAAUAUGCAUCAAAGCUAAAAAUACACACGAGCAUUCACACAGGUGAGAGGCCAUUCUCGUGUGACGCAUGUGGGAAAACAUUCAGGAGAAAGGAUAACUUGUUGGUCCAUAUAAGAACUCACACCGGUGAGAAGCCAUAUUCCUGCAGCAUUUGUGGGAAAGCAUUUAGAGACAGCUCAAAUCUGAUAUAUCACAUUAGAUUUCACACAGGUGAGAAGCGAUACUCGUGUGAAACAUGUGGGAAAAGAUUUUAUCAUAAAGGCAAUUUAACGGUGCACAUGGUGACGCACACAGGUAUAAAACCUUACCACUGCAAGAUUUGUGGAAAAAGAUUUGCUUGCUUAGCAAACUUGAAAAUUCAUGCAAGGACUCAUACGGGUGAGAAGCCAUAUUCUUGUGCGACAUGUGGCAAAACUUUUAGUCAGAGGACAAAUCUGAAAUUCCACACAAGAAUCCACACAGGCGAGAAGCCGUAUUCCUGUAAAACAUGUGGGAAAAGUUUCAUUCAAAUGAGGGAUUUGACCGUGCACAUAAGGACUCACACGGGUGAGAAGCCCUAUUCCUGUGUAACCUGUGGUAAGAGCUUCAGUCAGAACAGUCAUUUGAAUGUCCACAUGAGAACUCACACAGGUGAGAGGCCAUAUUCUUGCAAAACUUGUGGUAAAACUUUCAGUCAAAAUAGUCAUUUGACUGUCCACAUGGGGUCUCACACAAGUGAGAGUUCUUGCAAAACAUUUGCAAAAACUUUUAGUCAAAAUGAGAACUCACACAGCUGAGAGGCAGCGCCUUUGCAAAUCUAGCAAAGGUUUCAGUUUCAUGUCAGCAGUUGGCAAAGAAUCACAUUAAACUGGAUCUCUACACCGUUAGCUUCUUUACUUGAAUCUGUGGAACAUGCCAAUGACAGCAGAGUUUGACAGGCAUAAAAGAGUA
Messenger RNA from Maylandia zebra (zebra mbuna), 1813 nucleotides. RefSeq lists its product as uncharacterized. Gene Ontology annotation, biological process: regulation of transcription by RNA polymerase II. The record is from RefSeq and is a predicted model, not a curated record. NCBI's taxonomy places the organism in Eukaryota, Metazoa, Chordata, Actinopteri, Cichliformes, Cichlidae. Gene Ontology annotation, molecular function: RNA polymerase II cis-regulatory region sequence-specific DNA binding; DNA-binding transcription factor activity.